This is a messenger RNA of Chrysoperla carnea, 1693 nucleotides long. RefSeq names its product zinc finger protein 664-like. The transcript has 6 exons. Gene Ontology annotation, biological process: regulation of transcription by RNA polymerase II. Gene Ontology annotation, cellular component: nucleus. Gene Ontology annotation, molecular function: DNA-binding transcription factor activity, RNA polymerase II-specific; RNA polymerase II cis-regulatory region sequence-specific DNA binding; zinc ion binding. Lineage: Eukaryota; Metazoa; Arthropoda; Insecta; Neuroptera; Chrysopidae. The record is from RefSeq and is a predicted model, not a curated record. Bases 1 to 1452 code for a protein of 483 amino acids.
AUGGAGGAGUAUAUUCGAUUAUCAAAUUUACAAACAAAUUUUCAAAAAAUUUGUAGAACUUGUUUGAUAGAAAAAGAUAAUUUACAAGCAAUUUUUCGAAUUAUAGACUUAUUAAAAGAAUGCACUUCAAUACAAAUUGACAUGGAAGAUGAUUUACCAAAAGUAAUCUGCCUCGAAUGUACUAACAAACUGAAUACUGCGUUCGAAUUUAGAAAACAAUGUGAAGUAUCCCAAAAAAUUUUGUUACAACUAAGAGAGUUCGGAGAAACACCUGUUAAGCUUGAAAAUAACGCAUCAAAUUCUCAGUUACAAAAUGAUAAAGCUGAAAAUUUAGAAAUAAAUGAAAAACAAAACGUUAACUUAGAAAGUGAAAAUACUAAUAUUGUGAAGGACAGCUCAUCUUGUGAUAUUGAUGAUCAACCUCUAGACAAAAGAUUAAAGUUAGAAAAUAAUGAUUCAGAUAAUAUAGAUAACGAUUGUGAUAAUUCUACGCAAAGCAGUGAUGAAUCUGUAGUUUUAAGAAGAAAAAAGUAUAAUAAAAAAUCCAAUAAAUUGAAAGACAAGAAAGAAUUGGAAGUAAAACAAGAUGACGAUACAGCAAAAAAUGGACUAUCAUGUCCAAAAUUUGGUGAUCGAAAUCGUCAUGUACGAAUUCAUGAUGGUAAAACAACAUCCACAGUAAAAAAUGGACUACCAUGCCCUCAAUGUAAAAAAUGUUAUGAAUUAGAGGUAGAUCUACAAAUUCAUAUGUUAAAACAUAAAAAAUUUGACGAAUUUAUUUGUCCUAUGUGCUCAAAAUGUUUCAAAAACAAAAAUAAUUUAAUACAACAUUUGAAUACACACAUGACUGACAAGCCGUACAAAUGCAGUAUCUGUAAUAAAGGUUUUGCAAAAGCUUAUCAUCGAGAUAUUCAUAUGCGAACAGCUCAUACAGGCGAAAAACCAUUGGUAUGUUCAUCAUGUGGUGAGCGAUUUACAGAUUCCGGUAGAUUGUACACACAUAAAAAGAAAUAUCAUAUUGGAGAAAAAAAUUUCGUGUGCUCAUUUUGUUCUAAAUCGUUCACGUUUGCACCGGAGCUUCGAAGUCAUAUGCGUGUGCAUACUGGUGAAAAACCAUUUUUAUGUACAGAAUGUGGAGAAAGCUUUAGCCACUUUAAAGAUUUAAAACAGCAUAGACUAAAACAUACAGGAGAACGUCCUUAUUCUUGUACUGAAUGUAACAAGAGUUUUCUUUCGAAUGAUUAUUUAAAAGUACAUAUGAGAACGCAUACUGGUGAAAAACCAUAUGUAUGUAAAAUAUGUAAAAUGGGUUUUGCAAGAUCUGAUUAUCUUGUUAUACACACCCGAUCACAUACUGGCGAGAGACCGUUUAGUUGCAAUAUUUGCGAGAAGACUUUUAAAUCAAAUAAAAAUUUAUCACAACAUAAACGAACACACAAUAAAGAAAGAUGAAAAUUUUUAGUUGUUCUUGGAAAAUAAUGAAUGAGAUAAUUACAUUAACAUUUUAUUAAUCAAACUAACUGCAUCGACGUCAUAAAUUUUCAAAAUAAACCGUGGCUAACGGGGUAUAUGUUAACGAAUUUAAUUAUAAUGGUUCGCAUGAGGUGAAAGUUACAUACUAAAAACAGUACUUGAUUUUUUUAAAUAUAAAAAUAGAAUAUGUAUAUGUACAAUACAAAUUGAUCAGUAUUAA